AUCGUCUCCUUCGCCGCGCUUGGUUCUCCUAUUACGUGUCGAAUCUUCUUAGGGUCACGACUCACGAUCUAUAGCUGAUCGCUGUGGAAUCAGUUUCGUGCUACGCAGAUUCUCGAGCUUUCUCUAAGUUAAAGAUCUUUCUGAUCUUUAGAAGAAGGGAAAAUCACCAACGGAGAGGAAGUUUCUCUUAUACGUUUUUCACUGGAUAUCUAUCACCUGGUAAGAUCGCCUUGCUCGGAAUUGAAAAGUUAAGCAAUAGAAACAAGAGAGUGGGAAUUAGGCAGACGAGAUCUAAGCCAGAUCAACAGACGAGAGAUCAUUGCAGAAGUUCCCAAUUUUGAAAGCUGUGUGAAGAAAAAUACAGGAUUUUGAGAGGCGGAUCUGUCCAGUUCGACACUGUGAAAGGGAACUACAUCAGUUUAUUCCAGAGGAUAUGAGGUUUCUGUGAACCAAUCUGAAUCUUGGAUUGUAAUUGAUCUGGUCUCGUGAUUCCAGUUUGACAACAGUUUUGUUAACUUGUGAGCUAUAAUGGGAACGGAAAAUCAGGGUUUUCCAGCUAGGACUGCCUCCUCUCCAUUCGCAUCUGCUCCGCCACCAGGAGCUGCACCUCAAUCCGGUGGACCAGCCACCGGAUCAGAGACGGUUGGCUUUAGACCUUUCCCACCAUCUGCUUCACAACCAACAAGGCCUUUCACACCUUCUGGUCCUCCUAUGGCUCCACCAGUUGGUGCGAUGAGGCCUGUCCAGUCUCCUUUGGUUUCUCAGAUUCCAGGGGUUAGACCUCCACCGCCAUCAUCAAAUUCGUUUCCUUCAACGGCGUAUGGUCCUCCUGGUGGUGGCUCUUUCCAGCGUUUUCCAUCCCCGCCCUUCCCGGCAGCACAAAACCCUCCUCGUGGUCCACCACCAACUCAAACGCUUGCAGGUCACCUAUCCCCUCCGAUGUCUCUUCGCCCACAGCAACCAAUGGCGCCUGUAACAAUGGGACCUCCACCACAAAGCAUGACUUCUGGAGGAAAUGCUCCUCCCCCUGCUAUUCAACAGUCGAUGCCUCCAGUGAACCCGUCUUAUUCUGGUGGGGUUGGUUUACAACCAUCUUUUCCUGGCUAUCCCAGCAAGCAGGUAUUACAGGCUCCACCAAUGCCAUUCCAGUCUGCAUCGCAGGGCCCCCCGACUACAGUCUCGUCAUACCCUCCUCAGGUAGGAGGUUUUCCUCAGCACCCAAACCUAGCAGCACAGCAGAAUCUGCAUCCAAGCUAUGCACCUCCUCCUAGUAACGUUCAAGGAUUGGUUGAAGAUUUUAAUUCGCUGUCCCUUUCAAAUAUUCCGGGAUCGCUGGAGCCAGGACUUGAUCAUACAUCAUUCCCAAGGCCAUUGGACGGUGACGUGGAGCCAAAUUCAUUUGCUGAAAUGUACCCCAUGAAUUGCCAUUCUAGAUAUCUACGGCUGACAACUAGUGCUAUACCAAAUUCCCAGUCUCUGGCGUCGAGGUGGCAUCUACCUCUAGGAGCUGUGGUUUGUCCCCUUGCUGAGGCUCCUGAAGGGGAGGAAGUACCACUUAUUGAUUUUGGCUCCACUGGCAUCAUCCGCUGCAGAAGAUGCCGUACCUAUGUGAAUCCUUAUGUGACUUUUACAGAUUCUGGAAGAAAGUGGCGGUGUAAUAUUUGCUCUAUGCUUAAUGAUGUGCCUGGUGAAUACUUCUCACAUUUGGAUGCUACUGGCCGAAGAAUGGACAUGGAUCAACGGCCUGAGCUGACAAAGGGUAGUGUUGAAAUCAUUGCUCCAACUGAAUACAUGGUUCGGCCUCCGAUGCCACCAAUCUACUUCUUCCUCAUUGAUGUUUCAAUUUCGGCUUCUAAAAGUGGGAUGCUUGAGGUUGUUGCUCAAACAAUCAAGUCGUGUUUGGAUAAUCUGCCUGGUUAUCCCAGAACUCAAAUUGGAUUUAUUACUUAUGACAGCACUUUACAUUUUUACAACAUGAAGUCGUCUUUGAGCCAGCCGCAAAUGAUGGUGGUUUCGGAUCUAGAUGAUAUAUUUGUCCCAUUGCCGGAUGAUCUCCUUGUCAAUUUAUCUGAAUCUAGAAAUGUGGUGGAAGCCUUUUUGGAUAGUCUGCCUCUGAUGUUUCAAGAUAAUGUCAAUUUGGAAUCGGCUUUUGGUCCAGCCCUCAGAGCAGCGUUCAUGGUUAUGAACCAACUUGGUGGCAAGUUGCUAAUUUUCCAGAACUCGAUACCUUCUCUUGGUGCUGGGCGGUUAAAGUUGCGCGGAGAUGAUCCUCGUGUCUAUGGAACUGACAAAGAAUAUGCUUUAAGGGUAGCUGAAGACCCCUUCUAUAAGCAAAUGGCUGCCGAUUGUACCAAGUUCCAGAUAGGAAUUAAUGUUUAUGCAUUCAGUGAUAAGUACACUGAUAUUGCCUCCUUAGGGACUCUGGCAAAAUACACUGGAGGACAGGUGUACUAUUAUCCAGGCUUCCAAUCAUCUAUUCAUGGAGAUAAGUUAAGACACGAGCUGGCUAGAGACCUUACAAGGGAAACUGCCUGGGAAUCGGUUAUGCGAAUAAGAUGUGGAAAAGGAAUUCGUUUCUCGUCAUACCAUGGGAACUUCAUGCUAAGGUCUACUGACCUGCUUGCUCUUCCUGCUGUUGACUGUGACAAAGCAUAUGCAAUGCAGUUAACUCUGGAAGAGACAUUGUUAACAACCCCGACUGUGUAUUUCCAAGUCGCUCUACUAUAUACUGCUUCUUGCGGAGAGAGGCGUAUAAGGGUACACACAGCUGUUGCACCAGUGGUAACAGAUCUUGGAGAGAUGUAUAGACAAGCAGACACUGGUUCCAUUGUCUCUGUAUAUACUAGAUUAGCAAUUGAGAAAACUCUGUCUGCGAAAUUGGAUGACGCACGGAAUGCAAUACAGCAAAAGAUUGUUAAAGCUCUCAGAGAAUAUCGUAAUCUUCACGCGGUGCAGCAUCGGUUGGGGUCUAGAUUAAUAUACCCAGAGUCUCUGAAGUUCUUGCCAUUGUAUGGAAUGUCAAUUUGUAAGUCUACUCCUCUUCAACGUGGAGCUGCUGAUGCUUCACUGGAUGAGCGCUGUGCGGCAGGCUUCACCAUGAUGGCUCUGCCUGUCAAAAAGCUAUUGAAGCUUUUAUAUCCAAAUUUAUUCCGUGUUGACGAGUGGCUCUUAAAGCCAUCAGCAGACCAUGAUGACCUUAAGGACGUAUUAAGGAGAUUGCCUUUGGCUGCAGAGAGUUUGGAUUCUAGAGGCCUUUACAUUUAUGAUGAUGGUUUUCGAUUGGUUUUGUGGUUUGGCCGGAUGCUUUCACCUGACAUUGCUAAAAAUCUUCUUGGGACUGACUUUGCAGCAGAGCUCUCAAGGGUUACACUGCAAGAGCAAGAGAAUGGGAUGUCAAAGAAACUAAUGAGGUUGAUAAAGAAAGUGAGGGAGACUGAUCCGUCAUAUCAUCCCAUGUGUUUUCUGGUGAGGCAAGGAGAACAACCCCGAGAAGGCUUCCUUCUCCUCAGAAAUCUCAUUGAGGACCAGAUGGGCGGUUCGACUGGUUAUGUUGAUUGGAUUCUACAACUUCAUCGCCAAAUCCAACAAAAUGCGUAAUAGCUCACAAUGAUAACUCGGGUGCCAAAAUGCGCCUCUUUGCAACCGUUGAAGAACUCGUGAGCUCAAAAUCUUCUUCUUAAGCAGGUCCGGGUCAUUGUGGUCUGCGUCCUUGGGCAUAAUGUGUUGUUUUGGUAAAAAGAAGCACUACUUAUAAUUUUUCUUCAUUUGUUUUCGAUAGAACUUAUCUCAAGUCCAGGCUUUUAUUUGCCCAACCAGAAUGGUUUUGUCCGUAAGAUUAGACGUUUUUGUUUAUCCUUUGUCCCCUUUUUUUUUCUAAUUUUUCUUGUGCGUCUGUACCGGAUUUAUUUUGGGAGUUACAGUUCAUGAAUCUGUCUUAAUUUAGGAAUAUUAACAUGAUAAUUUCUGUUAAAAAUUUAAAGUACAUUUUAUGAUUA
Molecule: messenger RNA, 3995 nt
Organism: Eutrema salsugineum
Lineage: Eukaryota; Viridiplantae; Streptophyta; Magnoliopsida; Brassicales; Brassicaceae
Product: protein transport protein Sec24-like At3g07100
Exons: 14
Coding region: 529-3597 (1022 amino acids)
Biological process (GO): endoplasmic reticulum to Golgi vesicle-mediated transport; COPII-coated vesicle cargo loading; intracellular protein transport
Cellular component (GO): COPII vesicle coat; endoplasmic reticulum exit site
Molecular function (GO): SNARE binding; zinc ion binding
Source: RefSeq, a predicted model, not a curated record